Messenger RNA from Mercurialis annua (annual mercury), 1377 nucleotides. RefSeq names its product putative F-box/LRR-repeat protein At5g02930. Gene Ontology annotation, molecular function: protein binding. The transcript has 3 exons. The record is from RefSeq and is a predicted model, not a curated record. The coding region runs from base 51 to 1145 and encodes 364 amino acids. NCBI's taxonomy places the organism in Eukaryota, Viridiplantae, Streptophyta, Magnoliopsida, Malpighiales, Euphorbiaceae.
UUGUAGGCUUAAUAGGAGUCGUCUUUUCCACUGCUCCGAUUAGAGAAAAAAUGGCGCUCAAGGGAAAGAGGAACAGAAGAAUAGAAACCGGCGACAUGAAAGAAGACCGAAUCAGUGAGUUACCGGAUUGCCUUCUCCACCACAUCUUCUCAUUCGCGGACACAACUGACGCUGUUAAAACUUGUACUUUAUCCAAACGAUGGAGGUACUUAUGGACUUCACUUCCCUUUCUUAAACUCAGUUACAAAAGCUUCUCUAAAAUUAACGUUAAUUUUAUCAAUCAAGUUCUUAUGCGUCGAAAUUCCGUACCCAUCACUAGUUUUUACUUUAGCUCACCUUUUCAAGUUAAAGCUAGUGCGGUCGAGCCUUGGAUAUGUUAUGCGAUUAAUCAUCAGGUUCAACACCUUACAAUUGAACUCAAUUGUCCUGCAUCUCCCGUUGAGUUUCCCAACUGUUUUUAUAGCUGUACUUCAUUAACAACUCUCAAACUGGAUGCCUAUGAUUUUGGCUUAAUGUUGCCUAAAACUUUGGGGUUGUCCUCUUUGAAAAAUUUGCACCUUGUUAGUUUUAGAAUUGAGGAUUUUGAUGGGAGUAUCUUCUCGAGUUGUCCGAAUCUCAAGACUCUAAAACUUGAAGACGUAUGGUUCGAAGGUAUGGAAGGUUUCUGUGUUUGUGCUCUAAAUUUGAAAAGUUUUGAGUUUGUACAACCUGAGGAACCAGAUAUUUAUGGUCCUUGUGAAUUUGUUAUUGUGGCUCCAAAGCUUAGGAAAUUCAAGUUUUAUGGUUAUCCUCCUUUUGUCUGCUCUAGCGAAAAUCUUUCCUCUCUUGACCAACUCGAAAUUGAUCUGCCGAGCAGCGUAGAACUGGAUUGUACCUAUUAUACGGAUGAGCUAAAGCAGGAGCUUGCUCUCGAAGUGCUCCAAAUGCUUGAUGCAUUUCAUAUGGCGAAAUCCAUCACAUUGUCUAUGAAUGUCCUUCAGGUUCUAUCCUACAUUUCGUCUUCACUGAAUCAGCACCCUUCAGAGUUUUUAAAUCUCGAGUAUCUGAAGUUUGAGAGCAGAGAGUCAUCUGGGAAAGUCAAGAUACCCGGCUUUAUCUUAAAUUACUUUCUUAAGAGCUCUCCAUUGCUGGAAAUAUGCUGGUAACAUGGUACGUUCAUAUUAUCCCCCCCAAGUCGGAGAAUGUUAGCAGCAAGACAUGCCUGUAUCUCGACUUUACUUCCGCAAGAGCUUUUCUUCUUUUUGGAAUGCACAAGUGACUAGAAGCUAGGUAGCAAGAACACUUCAUUCAAUUAAUGUUUUCUGUUUCGGAAACGUAUGGACAAUACUUCAUUUUUAACAUAGAAAAUCUUAAAAUAACACCCUGUCGUUGUGUCCA